AUGGAGUCAAAAGAUAAGGUUAAGGAGGUCGUGAAGGGGCCGAAUGGCUUGAUGUAUAAUGGGAUCAUGUGUUUUGAUGAAGAGGCUAAAUGUGUUAAGGAAAAAGAAGUGAAAGAAGAGGUAGUGACCAACGUAGAAAAGGAGUUGCACACUAAUGUAGGUGAGAUGCCGAUUAUGGAUAAGGUUCGAAAUACCAAGUUUAUUGAUCUAGACAAUCAAUGGUGGAUGAGUAAUAUUUUUUCACACAUCUUGCAUGUCGAUGUAGAUGAGAUGCCGAUGAUGCAUAAGGUUUGGGAUAUCGAGGAUGAAUCGGGAGAAGAUCAUUUUGAUAUGCAGGAAACUAGAACAUUUAACCAUGCCAAAGAGUAA
Messenger RNA from Dovyalis caffra, 369 nucleotides. Lineage: Eukaryota; Viridiplantae; Streptophyta; Magnoliopsida; Malpighiales; Salicaceae. The record is from the annotation of a GenBank genome assembly.